UUGUGUCUGUUGGUUUGAGCGAGAUGGAUGAUGCAUUCAAGACCAGCGUCUCUAGCCUAGAAAAAGAACUCGAAGGCUUGAUCAUAGACAACAAAAUACAGGCACAAAUUGAUACACAGAACAAAAUCCUCUGUGUAAUGCACGUGGAUCAGAGGAAUGCAACUACCCAAAUCUCUCCACAAGAACAUAUGAUGUCGGAGAAGAUUAUGUUGAAGAGCUCGGAUGGUGAAAUCUUUGAGGUUGAUGAAGCGACUGCACUCCAAUUGACAAGAGUUGCUAAAGAAAAACACGUCAAACAAGCAGUCCCUAUUAUAAACGUCGAAGGCAAAAUCCUCUCGAAAGUGAUAGAGUAUUGCAAGAAACACGCCGAUGCUGAUUCUUCGUCGCACGGGACCUCCAAAAUUAAUCUUAAGAAGUGGGACGCUGAUAACGUUGAGACUUGGGUUAGUGCUGCCUUAACGGAUGAGACAACGUGUCUUGAUGGGUUCGAUGGGAAGGUUAUGGAUGGUGCGGUGAAAUCAGCUAUUAGAAGACGAGUGGUUCAUAUAGCUCGAGUUACUAGUAAUGCAUUGGCUCUUGUAAACCGGUUCGCGGCUCGACAUAAGGCAUAG
Messenger RNA from Capsella rubella, 611 nucleotides. Its product is annotated as pectinesterase inhibitor 9. The record is from RefSeq and is a predicted model, not a curated record. The coding region runs from base 24 to 611 and encodes 195 amino acids. Gene Ontology annotation, cellular component: nucleus; cytoplasm. Gene Ontology annotation, biological process: SCF-dependent proteasomal ubiquitin-dependent protein catabolic process. Gene Ontology annotation, molecular function: cullin family protein binding; enzyme inhibitor activity. NCBI's taxonomy places the organism in Eukaryota, Viridiplantae, Streptophyta, Magnoliopsida, Brassicales, Brassicaceae. The transcript has 3 exons.